CCUGCGCAUUCGUGAAGCAAGAGAGAAUAUCAGUCUCGAUAUAUGUGUGAUCUGAAUAUAUCUACGUAGGUACGUAGAAUUUUAAGAUAGUAGUAAAUCCUAUCCGGGAUAGAGAGGCACAAAGAUGCCUUUAUUUGGGAAAAAAGAUUUCGGUAGGAAAUCGAAAAAGGAUGGCCGAGACUCCGAAAAGCAACCGUCCAUCGAAGACAAGUAUGUGGUUAAAGAUUUGUUGGGAACCGGAGCGUUUUCCGAGGUGCGAUUGAUAGAAAGCAAAGAUAACGGGCAGUUGUUCGCGUGUAAAAUUAUCGACAAAAAAGCUCUUAAAGGGAAAGAAGAUUCAUUAGAAAACGAGAUUAAGGUACUGAAGAGAUUUAGUGAACAAGCAAAAGGCGAAGGGGAAGAGAAAAAUAUGUUUUCGCACCCUAACAUCGUCCAGCUGUUAGAAACGUACGAGGACAAAAACAAAGUGUAUCUGGUGAUGGAGCUGGUGACAGGCGGGGAGUUGUUUGACCGCAUCGUGGAGAAGGGCUCGUACACCGAGAAGGACGCGUCCAACCUGAUGCGGCAGGUGCUGGAGGCCGUGGACUACAUGCACUCGCAGGGCGUCGUACAUCGCGACCUCAAGCCUGAGAAUUUGCUCUAUUACAGUGCUGAUGAAGACAGUAAAAUUAUGAUCAGCGAUUUUGGUCUGUCCAAAAUUGAAGAUUCAGGUAUUAUGGCCACAGCUUGCGGAACUCCAGGAUAUGUUGCUCCUGAAGUGCUUGCCCAGAAACCUUAUGGCAAAGCAGUGGAUGUAUGGAGUAUAGGAGUCAUAUCUUACAUCUUACUUUGUGGAUACCCACCAUUUUAUGAUGAGAAGGAUGAAAAUUUGUUUGCCCAGAUAUUGAAAGGCGAUUUUGAGUUUGAUUCUCCUUACUGGGAUGACAUUAGUGAAUCAGCUAAGGAUUUCAUAAGGCAUUUGAUGUGUGUUGAUGUGGACAAGAGAUAUACUUGCAGGCAGGCAUUGGCUCAUCCAUGGAUUUCUGGUAAUGAAGCUAGCAGCAAGAACAUCCAUGGCACUGUAUCUGAACAGCUUAAGAAGAACUUUGCCAAGUCCCGCUGGAAACAAGCAUACCAUGCAACAACUGUGAUUCGGCAAAUGCAGAAAAUGGCACUCAGUAGCAGCGGCUCCAGUCGCAGCACAAACUCGAGUGCUCAGCUCAAGCAAUAGCUGCUCUCCCCAUGACACGGCAAAUCGCUUUCCCUACUGACAAAGGUACUUAAGAUUUAUUUCAUUUUUAUUUAAUUGGGUUGGUGAUAACCAAUGCCAAGUAACUCCAUCAUGCUUAUUACAAUUGAUAAGCCUGUUACAUUAAUUGAAAUUCAUUGUCAAACCAGUUGGCGGCAGACACGCCGAAAGAUCUGUGUCAUCGCUACGUUUAUAACAUUACUUACGGAUCUACACAUUUCAAUGUACUGAUUGUCUUAAUACUGGAAUGGAUAGCUUGUUUAGCAUAUUAAUAAUAAUCAACGAACUGUUAUUAAGACAUAUUUCGGCUAGUCAUUAUAUAUUAUCUUAUCUGCUUGAAAAUAUUAAAGACAUAAAAAUCUUAUAGCAAAUAAAAAUUACAUUGAUACUUAAUUUUGAAACUGAUCUGUAAUAUAAUGUCUUUCUUUAUGUAACACUUGUAAAUUCGAAUUAUUAUUUUCGCUUUUUAUAGUAAUAACUACUGUUUCUAAAUAUUUUUAUUUAAUGAUAAAUUUGAAGGGAAGAUCUGAUUGUUAAAUUAAAAUUUAAUUGAAUUUUAACUGCCAAAAUUAAAAAUGGUUUGACAACUUCCUCGAAUCUAAUACUAGUUAACAAAAAGUAGUUAAGAAUAAAAUGAUGUUCUCUUUAAAGAUACUGAUUAAUAACUAUUGCUUAGGUAUGGUGAUAAUCACUUGUAAUAAUAAGGUCUGUUGCAAAAUUGAUUAGAAAUAAUUGAUAUAAAAUGACAAAAUAUUUACAAUUAUAAAUAUGGUUUACAUGUUGAAAUAUUCAUUUGUAAUUUCGAAUCUUCUCUAUAGUUGUUUUAUAUUUAAAUAUAAAACAUUAUAGGUAUGAAUGUCGGGCAGGGUACUUGUUUUGAUGCUAACUCGAUAUUUCACUGGUUGAACCAAAAUAUCUCAGGCCAGGAUUUGGUUGGAAUAGUCAUUUUGUUUAGAAUGGUAGCUGUGCAUAGAUAGCCGUCUGGAGCUCCCAUCACAGCUGGUAACCAUCUCGUAUUGAUUAGUAUCAACUGUAACACAUGUGUUUCGACAGUCACCUACCCGACUCCAUUAUGCUAUCUCUAGAGUAAGUUUUAUGAUUCUAAACUUAAAUCCUUCCUAUAUUUUACCAUUUUCAUAUUCCUAAAUACCUAUAUCAAAUACAUGUAUUAGCGAUUGUUAUACAAUACUGCAUUGUUGAAUUUAAUGUUCUUAUAAUACUCUGUAACCGUGACUAAAUAGUUGGUAGUAGUUCCCUAUAUUAUAUAAAGGGCAUUUCAUACGUUACAUAAGAAUGGGCCUAAUGUAAAUUUAUUUCAAGUACUUAGUAAGAUUGAAUGGAAUCUUGCUUACGGACUGGUGACUAGAACCGCACUUAUGUUGCAUAUAUUUAAAAGCUAUGGAAUGGCAUUCGAUGUAAAGAUCUGAUCUGAUUUGAUACAUGACAUUACUCUCCAUUGGUGUGAGCGAGUGUGCAAUGUUAAUUACUUAGUACUUAAUGCCAAAUGACGUUCAGAAUUUUAUGUUCAAAUGUCGCUCAUCACAUGCUUAAUGCGCGUUCUUUUUGCGAGACUGAAAUAAUUUGACAUUUUUGAAGCAUAUUCAGUGUUCGAUUGAUGUACUUACGUUUUCUGCUCUCUCCUCUGCCCUAAAAGAAUCUCAUAAUCUUUUGACAUGUUGUUCCAACUAUUAUCUUACAUAAAACGACAAAUGUAUAAUUGUGUAGGAAUUCCGCUUUACUUAUAUUAUAAUAUAUUAUCAUGUGACACAUUUCCUAUAUCUGUAUUUUACGAGGGUAUGAAUAUCAUAUCAAAUGUUUUGACAUUCCGAUUAGGAUAAACAUGUAAUAGUGACUAUGAUUUUAUUCUAAAUUUAAAAAAUACGAUAACAUUCCAGUUUUCAGUAUUGUACCUAUAUACAAAUUAUUUUAUACAUUUUAAAAUGAAAUUAUGUAUUCAUUUUACAAAUUCGAUUUAUUAUAAAAAUGACAUUAUGUAAUUUUGCUUGAAAGAUUAGAUGCAUUGGGGUUAAGUAUUCAGUGAAAAGGUUAUUCAGUUAACACUGAAAUUUUCGAAAAUCUAUUUUAUUUUCUUAUUAAAACAGAAAAUACCUAGUUGUAUUUGUAAACACAAGUGUUUUCUCAGUGCAUUGAUAUCUACUGUUAAACUAAACGUUGACCGUCUUCCGUCCGUGUUGACGUUGUCGUUGUUGAAUAAAUAAAUAAUAAUGGGCAUCAGUUUUAUGAAGAAAAAAAAACUUGUGACUUAGUUCGAGUCCAGUCACGAGUAACCCCAAUGCACCUUAGGUACCGUUAUAUUUCGUUUCCGUGUAGCGUCCACAAAAUAAAAUCUUCCGUCCGUGCUUUAAAUUCCCGCGCAAUUUAAUUUCAAGUAUAAUAUACUUAUCUAUAUCAAAGUAUGUGCAAGUUGCAUAAAGGAGAUUCAACUUUUUCUUGUUACUCGUUGCCAUGGUUACGGUCGCCUGGUUCACUCUUUAAAUUAAAGUUUUGUGGCAUUUUAAUUAACCAUACAUGCAUUUAUGUGGUAGUUAUAAGCCCUGUCCACAGUAGGACAUCUACUAAGCACGACAAUAUAACAUGUUACAACAGUUCUUUUAACAAACUGUGCUACUAUUGUCGCCUGGCUGAUGUGACAGAAUAACAAGAAAUAUUUGAUUCACUCUUAUAAUUACAAUAUUAUUUUUGUAUUAUAUGUAAGUGUGUAACAUUAUAUUAUAAAUAUUAUAAUAUUUGCAUAUUUAUAGAAAUGAAAGUGACAGUGUCAGCAACAUAAUAUUGCACCUUACAUAAGUAGUACUAAAGUUUAAAAGGCUCGUAAAUUCAAAAUGUAAUUAAUGGCUCAAACGGAAAAUGAUGUAACAAUAACAAUAAAAACAUAAUUCGUUUCGGUCCUCUUAUGAGUAAACCAAACGAGUUUUGACGAGGAUACCAAGAGCAACACACUUUAAAAACCUGUCAAUGUGUCCGACGGUCAGUGUAGAUAUUUACUAUAAAUAUCUUAUUAUAUAACAAAAGUGUGUCAUGCGAUUUCGUCGAUAUGUGGCACCGGAAGAUUUACAAUUCAACAUGCAUGUCUCCACUAUAAUCUAGAUUAUUCUACGACGCAGCCCGUCAAAUGAUUGUAGGCUUGAUGUUAGCAACGAAGUCAGAAAAGUAACGACGGCGUGGCAUAAUCAUAUUGACUGUGUACACAGUAUGUUGAACGAAAGUGUUACCUGUAGGCUCAGUACUUAACCAAAUGAACCCACACCACCGUAGAUGUGUUUUAAAAUCAACAGAGAAACUGGUUUCUUUAAGUUUUUUUACAUUUGUUUCGUAUAAUUCUAUGCUGGCGUAGGGUUCCCAUUGGUUGAUCGUAAUGCUUGUUAUUGCGCUGUUGAAACUUAGCCUUACUAGAUCUAUCUAACCCUAAAAUGAGACUUAAUGUGUAUAGGUUCUCUUGUUGAGUGACCUAUACAUAUAAGUACCUGUAUAGUGAUCAAAAUUUGUGGCGUAACUAUCGGUGUGACGAAGGUAAAUGCUGCGGGUGUCAUUAUUGACGAGAAAGACUCGUCCCAGACUGGCGCGGCAUAGGCAUUGACGACUCGUUUUUGAAGUGAAAUAGUAGAUUGUACAACAAGGGCAUAAAGUGACCCAUUUUUACCCGAGGCACUUUUUUGGUCUGAGCGAAGCGAAGUCCAAAAUAGUAGACGAGGGUAAAAAUGGACAUUUAUGCCCUUGUUGUACACUCUGCUUUUCACUUCGAUUGCGAGGAAAAUAUACAAAAAAUCAAAUAUUUUAGGUUAUUUUAACGUAUUUAUUCAAGACUAAAGAAAAUUGUUCUUGGGCCGGUCGGAGGCGCGGGGCACGCCGAUCGGGAGAGCGCCGGCAGGGCUGGCAGUUUGUAUGGCAGAAUUUGGACUUUAUUGCUAAGUCAAUUCCAUCCAUUAAGGGUCGUAAUAGAUGAUUUUACUUUAUGCUCUAGAGCAUAAAAUGCGAUUUUAUGUCGUCUACGCACGACAUAAAGGUGCACUUUUUGAGCAUGAGAAGUGAAAACUUCUUUAGCGGCGCUGCGCACUUUUUGUGAUGGGGAAAAAAUGUUAAACUCGCGACAGGUAAGAUUCGUAAGACGUGACGUCACGUGUCAUAGAGUUUUUCUUUAUUGAUUUAAAUGCCAUCUAGUGAGUUUCCCUCUAACUGGUACUAAUAUAAUUCGAGUACUAACAGUGAUGUGCUUAGGGGUUUCAAGUAAUACGACGAAAUAACGCUAGAUGGCGUUUACCUAUUAUACAGUAGGUAUAGUGAAAACUUCUUUAGCGGCGCUGUGCAAUGUAAUUGAGUUUUCACUUCUGCCGGCACUCCCGGAGUGCAACCCGUUGUUUUUUCUCGGUCUGGACCGGCAAAGUGGAGAGACCAUCAUUCCGGGAGAUGGUUAAAAAUAACAUUUCGUAAAGACUGUCAUUGUUAGAGUAUAUUAUCUGUGUCUCCAACAAUGGGAUCACUGGGAUCAGGUCUCUUGGUACUUGUACCUAUGUACCUACACAUGGAACACGGAAUCUGCCUGGCUAACUAAAUAAUCUAUUAUUACAUUACCUUAGAAUUAUCAUUUUGCUCUGACAUUUUAUAAAUUUAAUGGGGCAUUUCGAUUAUUAUUGUACCUAUGACAUUUAUAACUUAAUAAAGUAAUGUUUCUGAAUUUAUCAUUAUUACAGCUUAUUAUUGUGAAGCAUUGCACUGCUUUAAAGGUCCUUAGUAUAUAAGUGUAGAGAUGUUUGAUAAAUAAUCUUAAACGUAUGUAUCUGUAAAUGCGCCUUAAUAAUCUGUGUAAUACCUAUUAAUAGUUCUAUCUCUCUUUGGUAUUGUUAAUACUAUGUAACCAGGGGUGUCACUCAGGUCUCAAUAUGAAGAGGCUCGAGAGGCUCAUAUUGAAUUGCAUUUACCUUAAAAUCGUUCACUAAUUUACGUGCCAUUCUUUACUUAUUUUUAUUGCCAUUAUGUCGUGCUGAAUCCUAGAAACGAAUUCAAUAAGUAGGAUAUUUGCCAGGAGAAUUAUAUAUGAAUACGACCAUCACAAUUUUUUUACUAAAUGAAAUUGAUGUUGAAUUUUACCCAAAAAAGUGACGCGUAUUCCAUGUAGUUAGCGGAUUUGUAGACGAUGACGCGAGAAACCGUUAGUUAACACAAUGCAUGUGGGUAAGCCAUGUUAGUCUCCUUUGUAUGUGUUUAAAUUAUUUGUGGCCAUUAUGAGUUCUUAAAAACGAUGUAUACAUACCUAUACAUAUGUUGACUUCAAUGUUCAUGAAUCAUGAACUCAGGGAACUUUUUCUAUAAAAUGUUUUAGUUAAGUACUUAGUCGUAAAUGUCGUAAUCACAUUAUUUUUCCGUGGAAUGAGCUGAUGAGAUUUAUAAAUCAAUAUAUGUUAUUCACUCUCUAUGUUAAAAACAGAAAAUCCCGGCCGUGCCAUACGAAUUGAAGUAAUUCUAGCAUGUUUUAUUUUUGUUUAUAAGAAAUCCGAAUUAUUUUUAUAAUAUUAAUACGCACAAUGCUUUAAACAUAAGUAUAUUAUCUAUAUAAUUUUAUAAAUGUUCUUUUAUGUACAAUUAAUAUUAAUUUAAUGUAAGAAAACAUAUUUAAAAUGUAGUUAUCAUCUCUCAUCCCAUGCACAAACAGAUUAUUUCUCUUUACUUGUAUUGAUACCACUUGUGUACGUGAUAUUUUUCGAAUACUUUUGGGUGCAAAAGUAAACCAAUGACUUACUGAAAUUAGAAAAAUGUACAGGUUGAUUCACGAAAGCUGGCACGAAUAGAAUGAACGAAACUUUCAUUGUAUGAGUGACACCUGUAUCGGUAUUUACAGUCAGAGCCACAAUUUUAUUGGUUAAUGUGAUACACACAUAGAUAUUUUCAUUCACUCAUUCAUUCCAUUCGUGCCAGCUCUUGUAAAUCUUGUAAAUGUUUACAGUUCUCUUUAAUAUGAAAGCUUAUUCUUAAAUUACUUUUAGGUUGUAAAAUCUUUUACUGUUUAUUAUUAUUUUCUACUUAAGUAGUUACUGUCUUGGCCCUAUUUUGCUCCUAACUGUAUGUAUAUUUUUGUAGUCUAUAUUACUAUUAAUUAGUGUUAUCACGUAUUUUAGCAUAAUUACACAUGUGCACUAGACGGCCCCGACCCGACAUCCACUGCGAUACGCAGUUUACUCGUUCGCUAUUAUUAUUAUUACUCGUAUCUAUAGUAGAGGUGCCGAGAGUAGUCACCCUUGGAAACACGAUUUAAUAAUGAAUUUAGUGUUUCGAAUUAUUAUUUGGUAAUGACGAACGUUACAUUCUUAUUUUAAAAAUUGAUAUUUAUCUACUUAACUGUUUGUUCUGUUUAAUUGUGCCAAAUCCAUAUCAUGAUCAGUGAUAGAACUUCUAAUCUUAAUGUUUGUACUUGUUACACUAUUACAUUAUCUUGCCGCAACAGUUAAUAUUGUGGAUGUUCAAGUUCCUCGUCACUUAAAGUUAAUCAUUUGUUCGUUAAAGAUAGUGCUUAGUGUAAUCGUAAUCAUAUUUGCUAUUUUUCGAGAGUUAUUACAAUUAUUAUGUUCUUAGUUGACACAUUUUAGUUUGUAAUGAAGCACAAUAGCGUAAGGACCGGGAAGAUAACUACACGGUUAACAGAACUGUCCCUCACCACGGAGGGCGAUUGGUUGUGAAGUUCUGCAUAUAUCUAUUAUAAUUUCAUUUCAACAUUCUUAAACGGAAAUAGCGAAAGAUGAAUAUUCUGUGGGUCAAGAUCUGAUAACUAUUAAAUUACUACUAUCUUGUGAUUUAGAUUUUAUACUUCUUGUUCAAAACAAUCAAAAAUUUAUUGGUAGAUAUUAGAUGUUAGGUAUAUUUUCUGUGUCAUUGUAAAUAAAAUGCCAACUUGUUGAA
Molecule: messenger RNA, 8137 nt
Organism: Cydia splendana
Lineage: Eukaryota; Metazoa; Arthropoda; Insecta; Lepidoptera; Tortricidae
Gene: CaMKI
Product: calcium/calmodulin-dependent protein kinase type 1
Exons: 2
Coding region: 125-1210 (361 amino acids)
Biological process (GO): protein phosphorylation
Molecular function (GO): calcium/calmodulin-dependent protein kinase activity; calmodulin binding; ATP binding
Source: RefSeq, a predicted model, not a curated record